AUGGCUUACUCCGCGGCAGUGCCUUUAGUUAAGGACGACGCCAUCCAGCUCGAUAAGUAUCUCCGUACGAAGUUACCCCUCGAUGAAAAGACGGUGCUGAAGUCAGUGCCGUUGCCGGGCUCUGAGCAGCCGGGGUUUUCGGCAAUCUAUCGCAACCAGGCUUCCCCAGACAAAGUGGUGCUGUGUAUCCACCCGCAAUUAACCACGCUUUACGACUUGUUCGAACACCUGGCUAAGAUUUACCAGAAGCAGGAGGCGUUCGGUACCCGUAUCACCAAUCCCGAUGGCUCUUACGGCGACUACCAAUGGAUCCUGUACGAAGACGUCUAUCGCCGUCGUCUCAACUUGGGGGCGGGGAUCUUCUUCGUUCUUGAAAACAACCCGUUCCGCACCGACUCUGAAGUCCACCAAAAGUGCGUGUACACCUCUACUCGUCCCGAAACUGCCGCUGGACAAUCGCCCGUCGACGCCCUGCCGUUUGUGGUGACGUUAUACUCGCACAACCGGGCCGAAUGGGUGCUUUCUGACUGCGCCUGUGUCGCCUACUCGUUGUGCUCCACUGCCCUUUACGACUCGUUGGGGCCGGAAACGCUGAAGUACAUUUUGGAACUCACUCAAUCGCCCAUCCUUAUCUGUUCUAAGGAGAAGAUUGCGAAUUUGAUCAAGUUGAAGGAACGGUUCCCUGAAGAGCUCUCUAAUGUCAUCGCGGUGAUCCUGAUGGAUGCGUUCAACGACAAUGACAACAGCUUGGUGGAAGCGGCUAAGGCUGCCAACAUCAUGGCCUACGAUAUUCACCAAGUGGAACGCUAUGGUGAAAUCAACCCGUUGCCUGUGGUGCCGCCGUCGCCUAACACCGUGUACACCAUCUCGUUCACCUCUGGUACCACCGGUGCUAACCCUAAGGGGGUGGUGUUGAUGAACCGUCAAGCGGUGGCGGCAGUGACUUUCUGCGCAACUCAAGCGGAGAACAUUGACAACCCUACCGCCUACCUGUUCUUGCCGUUGGCUCAUAUCUACGAGCGGAUGACUUGUCAGUUUGCGUUGUUCAAGGGUGCUCGUAUCGGGUUCCCGCCCUCGGCGCUGCCGCUUACAUUAUUGGAAGAUGUCCAAUUGCUUCGUCCCCACAUGCUUGCUCUUGUCCCUAGAGUGUACUCGAAGCUUGAAGCGGGUAUCAAGCAGCAAACUGUUAACAACGAAGAAAAGCCCAUUCUUAAGUCGUUGUUCACUCGGGCAAUCAACAAGAAGAUGGAAUUGCAGCUGAGAGAAGAAGGUGACCCUGGUAACCACAUUCUUUACGACCGUUUACUCGGUCUUUUGCGUAAGAAGAUUGGUAUGGAUCGUUUAGUCGCUUUCACCACUGGGUCUGCUCCCAUCGCUCCUGAAACUAUCAAGUUUAUGAAGGCGGCCGUCAAUGUCGGUAUGUCGCAAGGUUACGGGUUGACCGAAUCGUUCGCUGGGGUCAUGCUGACUCCCAAAUACGACAUCAACCCCGGUUCGUGUGGUCUGAUUGCUGUUACCACUGAGAUGCGUCUCCGUGAAAUCCCAGAAAUGGGUUACACUGCCAACGACGAAGGUGGUCCCCGAGGUGAAUUGUUAUUACGGGGCCCGCAAAUUUUCACUGAAUACUACAAGAACCCUGAAGAGACCGAGAAGGCCCUCGACAAGGACGGCUGGUUCUACACCGGUGAUGUGGCUCGUAUUGACGCCAAGAACUUCAACCGGAUCCACGUAAUUGACAGAGUGAAGAACUACCUUAAGUUGUCGCAAGGUGAAUACGUUACUCCUGAACGUUGUGAGAACUUGUACAUGGCUACCAACCCUGCUUUGGGUCAAAUCUACGUCCACGGUGAUGGUUUGCAAAACUACCUCGUUGGUGUGCUUGGCAUUGAGGAUGCAGUGGCUCCCGAAUUCUUCUCCAAGUUAUACGGUACUAAGUUCCCCACUCACGCUGAGGCUUUGACCUACGCCAACAAGCCUGAAAACAAGAAAAAGCUUCUUAACUACUUGAACGGUAAUGUUGGCGAUAAGUUGCAAAGUUACGAGAAGCUCAAGAAUGUCAGAAUUGCCAUCGACCCCUUGGGUACCCCCGGUGGUGAUUUGUUGACUCCCACUAUCAAGUUGAAGCGUGCGGUUGCGUUGAAGCACUUCCGCGACUUGUUCGACGAGUUGUACGCUGAAGGUAACUUAUUCGAAAGUGCCGCCAAACCCAAGUUGUAG
Molecule: messenger RNA, 2217 nt
Organism: Diutina rugosa
Lineage: Eukaryota; Fungi; Ascomycota; Pichiomycetes; Serinales; Debaryomycetaceae
Exons: 1
Coding region: 1-2217 (738 amino acids)
Biological process (GO): long-chain fatty acid metabolic process
Cellular component (GO): endoplasmic reticulum; membrane
Molecular function (GO): long-chain fatty acid-CoA ligase activity
Source: RefSeq, a predicted model, not a curated record